Staurois parvus is the source of this 431-nucleotide messenger RNA. NCBI's taxonomy places the organism in Eukaryota, Metazoa, Chordata, Amphibia, Anura, Ranidae. The record is from the annotation of a GenBank genome assembly.
UACACACAGACACAUGUACAUAUAUACACAGACACAUGUACAUACAUACACAGACACAUGUACACACACACAUACGCAUGUACAUACACGCAGACACAUGUACAGAUCCACACACGUAUACACACACAUACAAAUACACACACACACACACCCCUAAAAAAGGUUGCAGUAUUUCGUUACAUUCACUCACAGAGCCAGGUACUGCACUCUAGGGGGAGGCAGAGAGCACAGCACACUCCUUCCUUUGCUCUCACUUUGCUCAACUAUUGAGCAGUCUGACCGCUCCCAGUGCGAGUGACAGAUCCGGCCACAAGUUCCGAGCCUGCUCAGCAAGACGGCCUUGGGGACACACUCGCCCCCCACCAUAAUUUCCACUCACCAAUGCGAGCAGGCGAGUGGAAAUUUCAAGGCCUGGCCACACUCAUAGCUAU